Vitrella brassicaformis is the source of this 1044-nucleotide messenger RNA. NCBI's taxonomy places the organism in Eukaryota, Vitrellaceae. The record is from the annotation of a GenBank genome assembly.
CUACACCAUGUCAGCCAUACUAGCACCCAGCGACUCGACGGCACGAACGAGACGUCUGGCGUGGCCCCAGGCUUCCCCCAUGUCGUCCUCAUUGUCAAAUACCGUGUCGAUGUCGCACUCCUCGCUGGACAUCAUGAUGGUGAUGCCAGUGGGUUUGUCGACGUCUCCCUUGUAGAUGUCGAAUGUGUCCGGCAGAUCGCGGAUGCGGCGGGCGAGUGCAGCUCGAGAAGUGAGCGCGCUCAUAUUGACGAGUGCUCUGUUGGGGAUGGCGGCGUCGAUGUCGAUCUCUAUGAUGCUACCGCUGUCAUUGAUGUCCUCGUCGUUGGUGGGCUGAGUAUCGUCGGCGGUGGGCAUGUGGGUGUCGACAGCAGAAGCAGCAGCUGCUGCUGCAGACGAGGGGGCUGUGCGUUUGCGGCCUCGAUGGGUGUUGGUCUGGUGAUAGUCCUCGAGGAGGCGGGGGAGGGCGGCGAUAGCGUCCGCCACCUUCUGUGGGUUGGUCUCAUUGAUGACGAAACUCACGACACCGUUGACGCCUUACAGGAGGAGGCUGAUUUGCUGCUCGAGGUCUGUGCGCUGUACACUACGUAGGUUGGGGUUGCUGACGAAUGGCUUAGCGGCGGCGAUGUCAUUGAGGAUGCUCCGGUGGGGCUGCGAGUUGUGCUUGUCGCACAGCAGCUUCAACGCCGUCCCCACGACGAGGAGCGUCUUGACGGUGACGCCGCGUAUGUGGCUGUCGGGGUGGCCGAGUGUGAGGAAGGCGUCCUUCUCGCUGAGGUGUCGGAUGCCGUCGGUUUGGUCGUUCUUCACCAUGAUGUACUUCAUGUUCCCGUUCCGGAUGACCCGCACGAUCCCCUCGGUAGUAUAAAAACAUGCCUUGAAGCGGCCUUGAUUGUGGGCGGCAAUGCCGUGAGGGUUGAGCGGGUCAUCGACAAAGCGGACCUCCGUGUCACGAUCCGUGUGGGAGCGUGUACGGGACGGAGCCGACUGGUCGCCGGCGCCGAUGUCGCGAAGGACGUCCACGAAGCGGGAGGGGGCGUGGCUCAU